AUGGAGCUGUGGAGACAGUGUGCGGCCUGGCUGAUCCAGUGCCGGGUGCUGCCGGAGAACCACCGGGUCACCUGGGAGAGCGCACAGGUGUGCGAGCUGGCCCACGCGCUCCGGGACGGGGUGCUGCUCUGCCAGCUCCUCAACAACCUGCUGCCUCAGUCCAUCAACCUGAGGGACAUCAACCUGCGGCCGCAGAUGUCUCAGUUCCUCUGCCUGAAGAAUAUCCGGACCUUCCUCUCCACCUGUCAGGACCGUUUCAGGAUGAAGAAGAGCGAGCUCUUCGAGGCCUUCGACCUCUUUGAUGUGCGGGAUUUUGCUAAGGUGAUCGACACACUGUCAUACCUGUCCUACACUCAAAUCGCAAUAGAUCGGGGAAUCCAGCCUUUUCCUUUAGAGGGAAGUGUUCCAGAUGAGGAAAUCUACAGUGGCCUAUCUGACCAGAUAGAUGACACGGCAGAUGAGGAUGAUGACCUGUACGACUGUGUGGAGGAUGACAUUGACGAGGGCGAUGAGAUUUAUGAAGACCUGAUGCGUACAGACGCCCAGGAGACGCAAAAGAUGCCUGAGGUGGACAGGAGGAACUGUUGUCUGCAGGAGAUCAGACAGACAGAGGAGAAAUACACAGACACUCUAGAGUCUAUAUUACAGCACUUUAUGAAGCCUCUGCAGAGAUUUUUGCAGCCACAGGACAUCGAGAACAUCUUCAUCAACAUCGAGGAGCUGGCAGUGACGCACCGCAGUCUGCUGGAGGAGAUCCGCAGCUCCAUCCUGAUGUACGGGGCGGAGAACCUGUUCCAGGUGUUCAUCAAGUACAAGGAGAGGUUACUGCCGUACGGCCGGUACUGCAGCCAGGUGGAGGCAGCCACCAAGCACCUGGACAAGGUGGCCAGCGCCAAGGAGGACGUGCGCAUGAAGCUGGAGGAAUGCUCGAAACGAGCCAACAGCGGAAGGUUUUCACUUCGAGAUCUCCUCAUGGUACCCAUGCAGAGAGUCCUGAAAUAUCACCUGUUGCUACAGGAGCUGGUGAAACACACCACCAACCCGACGGAGAAGGAAAACCUACGCACUGCGCUGGACGCUAUGCGGGAUUUGGCUCAGUGCGUGAAUGAAGUGAAGAGAGACAAUGAGAUCAUACGCCAGAUCACCACCUUCCAGCUCUCCAUUGAGAACAUGACGCAGUCUCUCGCACUCUACGGUCGCCCCAAGAUUGACGGAGAGCUGAAGAUUUGCAGCUCGGAGAAGAAGUCCAAACAGGACAGGUAUGCCUUCCUGUUCGACAAGGCUGUUCUGGUGUGCAAGAGGAAGAGCGGAGACAGUCUGGAGCUGAAGCAGCUGAUUGACCUGCAGCAAUAUCAGGUCCUCGACGAGCCGUCAGGAGACAGGGACAACAAGAAGUGGUCCAAUGUGUUCUACCUGAUAGACUCGUACUCCCAGAGCAGUUACGAUCUCUACUUCAAAACCAAGGAGCUGAAGAGAAAAUGGCUGGAGCAGUUUCAGAUGGCGCUGUCGAACAUGUUCCCCGACAACCACACGGCCAACAGCCACGACUUCCAGAUGCACUGCUUUGAGGAGACCACUUCCUGCAGAGCCUGCAGCAUGCUUCUCCGAGGCAUCUUCUUCCAGGGCUACCUUUGCACUCGAUGUAAGGUACCGGCUCAUAAGGAGUGCCUGGGGCGCGUGCCGGCCUGCGGGAGAAACUUAGAGAACUCCAGCACAAUGAAAAAGAACAAGAACCAGAGGUCUGCCAACAACAGACCACCUGAUACGGUCUUGCCAAAGAUGGAGGUCUCUCAGGAGUAUUAUGGGUUGCCCCCGCCCCCUGUCGCAUUCGGCCAACCGCUGCACCUCUCCAUGGGUGAUGUCAUCGAGCUGAUGCGUGCGGAGGUGGACCUGCAGUGGUGGGAGGGCCGAAACAUAACAGCAGGAGAGACGGGCUGGUUCCCCUGCACAAAAGUCCGACCCUUCGUCUCCAGACCCACGCCUGACCUGACAUUAUACCCCUGGUUUGCUGGGAACCUGGACCGGGCGGCUGCAAAGAACCUCCUGCAGUCACGGUCGGAUGGGACAUACCUGGUGCGGCAGAAGGACGGCGGGGAGUUCGCCAUCAGCAUAAAAUUCAAGGUGGAGAUUAAACACAUCAAGAUAACGUCUUCAGAGGGCCUUUUCCGCAUCAACGAGAAGAAGGCCUUCAAAGGGUUAAUUGACCUGGUGGAAUUCUAUCAGCGUAACACCCUGAAGGAGUACUUCAAGGACCUGGACACACCUCUGCAGUACCCUUUUAAAGACCCCGAGCAGAGUAUGGCCCCGCCUGCUCCUGCAGGGGGCAGCGUGCGAUACUUCGGCACAGCCAGAGCACGGUAUGACUUCUCUGCCCGAGACCGCACCGAGCUGUCACUGCGCGAGGGAGACACAGUGAAAAUCAUCUCCAAGAAGUCCCACAACGGCUGGUGGAAGGGGGAGGUGUACGGCCGGGUGGGCCUCUUCCCAGCCAACUAUGUGGAGGAGGAUUACUCCGACUACUGCUGACGUAGCCGCGGGGCCGCCGACGCUCCAAGACUACUGCAGACUGACAGCCUGAGACCAGAAGCUUGUGCACCCGCCUGUCCUGGCACAGAGGGAUACCAGCAUCACAGCCCCAUGCCUGCACGCCAGCCCUGACCCCCCCCUUCUGUGCCCUAUGAACUCAACAUGACCCAGAGGGCGUGACUUUCAGAUGUCCGGUGGCACCCCAUCAGAUAUCAUUAGCGUGGCUCCCUUGACCUCCUGUCAUGGUCCGGCCCAAAAAACACAGCUCCACUCCCCUCCUUGUUGUGCCCCACGGCUCUCUGUGCUGAACCCCUGUCUGUGCCACUUUCUUUUACUUUGGCCCUUUAGAGAGAGUGUUUUUUUGUGUUGAGUCAGCAUCUCUGUUUAGUUUUUAUGUUUUAGUCAUGCAUUGUUCCUGCACAAACCACAGACAUCCCUACUGUACUUCCCCCGUCCAACAUAUGUAUCACUGCUGUGACUCAGCCAAUCCGCUCACACAUCUCUACUGUGACUCAGUCAAUCCACUAACACAUCUCCACUCACUCAACCAAUCCCCUCACACAUCUCCACUCACUCAACCAAUCCCCUCACACAUCUCCACUCACUCAACCAAUCCCCUCACACAUCUCCACUCACUCAACCAAUCCCUCACGUACAUCUCCACUGUCACUCACCCUGUCCUGCACAGAUACUCUCUCACUACUGCAUUCUCUACUUCUCUGACGAUCAAGCACCGGAUCUCUACUAUUUCUACCACAUCUAGAGUAUGCACACUCUUGUAACCUGCUCCACACAUCAACAUAUCAUCUCUGAAAUAUUCUUUCUCCAUGGAGAUGGCAACACUGUGCCUGCAAUGGACCAUGGGAAAAAUGUCUCAGCAGCUUGAGAGGAGCCUUUUGAGAGCAGAAAUGCGCUUUUCUUUGCUGCAGUGUGGGCUCUUCUUCAGUUUACAGCUGCAUGCUAACCUCAGCGUCGGGCUGUAGCAGGUCCACGUUUCACGGGUCUGUGAAACUGGCCCAAUGUGCCUCUCUCUCUCUCUCUCUCUCUCUCUUUCUGUGCC
Messenger RNA from Megalops cyprinoides (Indo-Pacific tarpon), 3586 nucleotides. RefSeq names its product proto-oncogene vav-like. Gene Ontology annotation, molecular function: protein binding; guanyl-nucleotide exchange factor activity. Gene Ontology annotation, biological process: intracellular signal transduction; cell migration; regulation of GTPase activity. Gene Ontology annotation, cellular component: cytoplasm. NCBI's taxonomy places the organism in Eukaryota, Metazoa, Chordata, Actinopteri, Elopiformes, Megalopidae. The record is from RefSeq and is a predicted model, not a curated record. The coding region runs from base 1 to 2526 and encodes 841 amino acids. The transcript has 27 exons.